AUGACUUUCAACACCGAGUGGAUUCCUAACGCCAAGUUCUCCGGCGGCGCGUUUUCUGCCGGCGCAGCCGAUCCAAACCCUUUAAUCAACGUAGACACAGCCCGCUUGAAUGAUGGAGACUCCAUCGACAACAGUUCAAUUGCUUCUGACGACGAAUCGAAUAUUGCUAGAUCCGCUGUUGACCCCUUAAACGAAACACCCGGCGCCAUUGAGCACUCCACCCACAGUGCUUCGCCUCCUGCGUAUCGCUUGGAAGCGCUACCCCCUGGUCCUCCUCAGAAUCCAAUUGAAAUAGAAGAUGAAGAAGUGGAUAACAAGCCCACGAAUAAUGACAAAAUAAAUGGCUAUGAAAGACUAAACAGCCCAAGGUUUGACCCCGUCAAAAUCAUUCCUUUCCAAGCAACCAUCAUUGGUGAAGAGGAAGUCCUUUGCGCUUGA
Messenger RNA from Puccinia graminis f. sp. tritici CRL 75-36-700-3, 438 nucleotides. RefSeq lists its product as uncharacterized. The coding region runs from base 1 to 438 and encodes 145 amino acids. The record is from RefSeq and is a predicted model, not a curated record. NCBI's taxonomy places the organism in Eukaryota, Fungi, Basidiomycota, Pucciniomycetes, Pucciniales, Pucciniaceae. The transcript has a single exon.